This is a messenger RNA of Hemicordylus capensis (graceful crag lizard), 1133 nucleotides long. It is a transcript of the gene C2H3orf49, whose product is annotated as chromosome 2 C3orf49 homolog. The record is from RefSeq and is a predicted model, not a curated record. The coding region runs from base 1 to 879 and encodes 292 amino acids. NCBI's taxonomy places the organism in Eukaryota, Metazoa, Chordata, Lepidosauria, Squamata, Cordylidae. The transcript is spliced from 5 exons.
AUGCCCCUUAACCAAAGAUGCUUCGCUAGUUCUCUUAGGAGCUACAGAGGAAAAACUCCUAGUGAUAUUAUGCAGAAAACUCAGAAGAAAACAGACCAAGUAAGAAGAAAAGGGACUGAAAGGUGGCAAAGAGUCAUGUCUUCCAAUUUAGUGAAACUGAUACCUCAAGGACACUUACCUAAUGGCUCCAAAGGUCUUGGAUACCGCACAGGCAAGAAAAAAAGUAUUAUGGAACAGUUUAGGGCCACAGUGAGGAAAAUGUUCCCAUUCUAUCAAAAAGCAAGCAAGAAACCCAAGCGUCAAGGUGACAGCCCUUCAAACCCAGAAAUGUCUAGAACACCUCCUGUUUCCAGGAAGCACCAUCUCCUUCCAAGGAUUGUUAGGGAAUUAUCUUCACCAAAAAUAUUACCAAAACUGAAAAGAAGGAAGCUUUCUCAAAAUGCAGCAAUUAAACUGGAUGUGAACAUAAUUGAGGAACAUGCACAAGGCAUUGAUGGGACAAGCACAGUUGUGCAGGCAAGACGGAUGACGAGACGCAUCUCAGUAGUGUCUCUCCCACCUGGGAUGCAAAAGGCUUUGUAUCCAGCAAAAAAGAAACACUACACAGUGUUAAAAAAGAAGAAAAAGAAUAUGCCAUCAAUGUGGUACCAUUCAGAUAUAACUGUUGGGAAGCUUCAAAUGCAGGUGGAUAAUCUCUUGGAUAAUAUCAGUGAAAAAUCCAUACAGUUAUUGGCUCUCAGAAGUGCAGAGCUACAACAAUGCGAGUCUUUGGGAGACAAGAUACUUCAAUCCUCUAAGCAGUUCCAAAGGGUUUCCUUGAGGACUACAAAGAAGCUUAAACUGAAAAAUAUGUGUUUUCUAUGCAGAUGUUGUUGCUAAUACCGUUCUGAUAUUGUGAAAGCAGAUAAGCAACCAGGGUUAUAGAAAUAACUAUUUAAGAAUAGUUAAGUGAUUUAAAUGGUUUUAAAUAAUUUUAUUUCACGUUUUAUGUUAAUAUUUUAAAUAAAUGUUUGUUUUUGACUGUGCACCACCCUGAGCUAUUUGUGGAUGGGUGGUAUAUUAAUGAAAUAAAUAAAUAUCUUAUCCUCUCUAAUAAAAGCCUUGGUGUCCGUCCAUGGACACCCAGGCGUGUG